Nematolebias whitei (Rio pearlfish) is the source of this 1298-nucleotide messenger RNA. Its product is annotated as adhesion G protein-coupled receptor B1. Gene Ontology annotation, cellular component: membrane. Gene Ontology annotation, molecular function: G protein-coupled receptor activity. The coding region runs from base 285 to 1298 and encodes 337 amino acids. Gene Ontology annotation, biological process: negative regulation of angiogenesis. The record is from RefSeq and is a predicted model, not a curated record. NCBI's taxonomy places the organism in Eukaryota, Metazoa, Chordata, Actinopteri, Cyprinodontiformes, Rivulidae. The transcript has 10 exons.
GCAGUGGGCCACUGCGAGAGCAGAGACCUUGUAACAACUCAGCUGUUUGUCCAGUGCACGCUGUGUGGGAUGAGUGGUCACCAUGGAGCCUGUGUUCAUCCACCUGUGGGAGAGGCUACAGGUCUCGAACACGAACUUGUGCACCCCCACAGUUUGGGGGAGAUCCUUGUGAUGGACCAGAGAAACAGACCAAAUUCUGUAACAUAGCUGUAUGUCCAGUGGAUGGAUUCUGGAAUGAGUGGUCCAGCUGGAGUUCCUGCUCAGUCUCCUGUUCUAAUGGGACUAUGCAGAGAACCAGGGAGUGCAACAACCCAUCGUAUGGAGGCUCUGAGUGCAGGGGACAGUAUAUGGAGACUGUGGACUGCUUCCUUGGAGAGUGUCCUGUGGAUGGAAAGUGGCAACCAUGGUCCCUGUGGUCUGGUUGCUCUAAAACCUGUGGAGGGGGGAGGCAGCAGAGAAACAGGAUGUGCUAUGGACCCUUUUUUGGAGGAAAACAUUGUCCGGGAGAACGAGAAGAGGCCCGUCAUUGUAACGAAAAGAGAUGUCCAGAACCUCAUGAAAUAUGUGGCGAGGACAAUUUCUCCAAUGUUGUUUGGAAGAUGACUCCUGCGGGGGAUACGGCAGCAGUACGAUGUCCUCCCAACGCCAUGGGGCUAAUCUUGCGGCGAUGUUCACUGGAUGAGGAGGGCAUCGCUUACUGGGAAAAUUCCACCUAUAUGAAAUGCAUUUCCAAUGACUAUCGCAGUAUACAAACUUUAACUCGAGAACACUUGUCCAAAGCACAGCGUGGACUUGUGGGAGAUGGAGUUUCAGAAGUGAUUACAAAGCUGAGGGUCACAUCCAGCGAUGGGACCAGCUACAGUGGUGACCUUCUGGCCAUUUUGGACGUUCUGAAGAACAUGACGGAGAUCUUCAGGAGGGCAUACUACAGCCCCAGCGGUGCAGACAUGAGGAACUUUGUACAAUCAGUCAGCAAUCUGUUAAUGGAGGAGAACCGAGAUAGAUGGGAGGAAGCACAAUUGCUGGGACCCAACAUCAAAGAGCUGUUCCGUCUCAUGGAUGACUUUGUGGAUGUUAUUGGCCUGAGGAUGAAAGAUUUCCAGGACAUGUAUGAAGUCACCGAUAACCUAGUUUUGAGCAUCCACAAGCGUCCAGUGAUGGGUCACGCAGACAUCAACUUCCCCAUGAAGGGUUGGAGAGGUAUGGUGGACUGGGCCCGCAACUCUGAAGACAGAGUCAGCAUUCCCAAGAACAUCCUGUCCACAGGCAAGUCAGGUGAGACCAUCACCGAGGGCUAG